AAGGGUGACAGUAUCGCAGAACCAGCAGAUGCAUUCAAAACCAGUGUGAAUCUUGUCGCUCGUGUGGCCAACAGCAGAAUUUUACGUCUUUUUCAUGGCAGAUUGAAGGAUUUGUUGAGAAGUACAAGAAAAUGAAAGACAGGGCAGCUCUUUUGAAAGGCAGUUUACAUAAGUCCCCGUACAUUAAUACCAACAACUAAAAAUGUUGACAGUGAAUAGUGAACCUUUACUGCUGCAGAAAGUGAUGACCUUUGAAAGAUGGUGGUGUGUUUUAACAGAUGAACUUGAUCUCUGCAUUCAGAGAUCUGUGGAGAACAAGAGUGGUAUUGUUCAGACUGAACCAAUAAUAAAAUGAAUGGAUUCCCAUACUGUGGCCAGUCGAAAUUCUUUAUGCAAAUUGAAAAAUUUCAUUGAUGAAGACUGUGAUUUACCACACUUCAUUAAAAACAGAUUUGCUUGUGGAUUCCCUAAAGACUGGGUACUGUUAAGAAGAAAGUGGAUCAUGUUUUUAAAAGCAGGUUUGCCUGCACAAAUUGCAUCUAAGUUCAAAUGUGGAAUGCCACGGUUUUGGCAUAAGGUUUUAUAUAUGUGGAUUGUCUACGCUGACAGUAUUGAAGGUGAGACUCUUUCAUCAGUCAUAAACUUGUGGCAGACAACAGCAAAGAGAAAAAUAACAAUGUACCAGAGAAACUAUGUAAUGAUCAAGGCUCUAAUGCUUUGCCUGCUGUGAAAAGCAACAGAGUACAAAGUGCACGUGAGAAGAAAAAAUAUGAAAUGAACAAUCCAGAGGCAGUACCACUAAAAAGCAUAAGAAAUGCAGUCGACUCAAAACAAAAGAAAAAAUUAGCUGACAGAAAUGUAAAGAAAAGUAAAA
Molecule: messenger RNA, 874 nt
Organism: Schistocerca serialis cubense
Lineage: Eukaryota; Metazoa; Arthropoda; Insecta; Orthoptera; Acrididae
Exons: 9
Coding region: 356-730 (124 amino acids)
Source: RefSeq, a predicted model, not a curated record